Ectocarpus sp. CCAP 1310/34 is the source of this 1983-nucleotide messenger RNA. Lineage: Eukaryota; Phaeophyceae; Ectocarpales; Ectocarpaceae. The record is from the annotation of a GenBank genome assembly.
AUGACUUCACUCCCAAAGAGGAUCAGACCGGUUCCUUUGCCUGAAGCUGUCCUUGCCACCCCAGUGCCGAGGACGCGGUGUCACGCCAUGCAUGGCAACAACUACGCUGUCGAUGAUGACCGUGCAGGUGGCGGGGACGACAUACACAACCUUGACGCGCCAGGUCAGCAGCAACAGCACCACUAUGGGGGCGUACCAGCAGGGAUUGGUGACGAUGUUUAUGCCAGCAGGGAUACUUUUGGAGAACAAGGAGUAGGGUUCGGGUGGCUCCGAGAGUUUGGAAACGGAAAGACGGACAUCGCCGGGCUGGUUCUUUCGACGGUGCUCCUGAUGACGGCGGUGGGGGCACCACUAGGAGCCGCCGCAGACCUGGGAGUCGGAGACGGUCGUGUGCUCGGCCCGUCCUCGCUCAAUCAUGGACCGACCGCUGUGCACUUGAACGUUGAGAGCGCGGUGCCAGUGCCCACUGCGGAAAAAGCAAGGAAUAAUCGUGUCGGCGCCUUGAACCUGGGGGGUCUGCCGACGAGAAGCCCGCCGGUGACUCGCGUUGCUGGUGUCGAAAGCGAGGUCGGGGCGGGCGGCGAGGCGUCCACACGGAGAACGGGGCCUCUGGCGCAGAUGGCGAGAGAUUCGAUGUCGGCGGUGCGCGACAUCGCGCACAGGGCAGGAGCGAUCGCGGCCUCGCGAACGCCCGGAAGGGAAAGUGUCCCAGGUGCUCCCUGGCCCCUCCGCACGGCGAAACCUGACGUCCAUAAAGAACCAUCCCUCGAAAAGACGGAAGACUCGAGAUUGAUUGUACGCGAUGACCAUUCCGGCACGUCCUUUGAGGGAGGGGCUCCCUCCGCCGAAAGGUUGACAACCGCAAAUGCCGUUCGGUUCGGAAAGCAAGUCGAACACGGAACUGGGGCGGCUAGUAAGGCUGCUCGUCCGGACCAACUUGAGGAGCUGGAAAACGAGCACACCAAGCUGUUCGGAGAUUCCCUGCCGCUAUCCACCAUGCCGGACAGCUUCAAUCGCGCCAUCAGGAGAGCACUCCCGGCCCUGCUCCCGCCGGCGCUGGCGGUGUUCCUCACCGUGUCCAUGCCAGCCGUGAUACUGCUGCUGAAAGGAGUAGGCACUACGCUGGUGGCUGUCGCGAAAGGCUACGGGAAGGCAGACCGGCGGCGCUCAGACGACGGACACGACGUUGGUUCUGCUCUGGAGGUAGCUAACCAAAUAGUCGGUUUACAACUCGCGCAUGUGUGUGGUUGGUACCCGAUGGAUCUCGGGCAAGAAGUUGCCCAAGUCGGCUUCGGCGGUGGUGGCGGUGGUGUUGGUGGUGACCUUGGCGGUGACGGGAAACGCCGUGAACGAGGACCAGAAACCCCUCUUUCGGCCUUCCAAAUGUUUCUCGGAGGGAGUGGUGGCAGUGGUGGCGUUGAUGCGGGCGGAAGCGGACACGGUGGUGAUGUAGAUACUAAGGCGGGCGGUCCUGUGGGGGACAGCCCCGGGGCGGUCGCGCCGUUCGCGCCUCCUUCGACGGUGAGCACGGAGAGACAAGGGUUCUUCUCCAAGCCGAGGCAGCAGCCCCCCCAGCUAAAGGACACUGGCGGUGGGUUCGCGGUGGGAGACGACGCGAUGGCAGCAAUGGCGAUGGCGGCAAUGACUCAGGAACUGACAGUCAUGAAGCACUCACUACAAAAAGAGGCAGAAUGCACCAGGAGCUGGCCUUUCACAAAAGGGGGGAGGGAAAAGGGAAAGCGGGACCCCCCCCAGGUUGAAUCCAUGAGAAGUGAGCUCGAGCGCGCGAGUGACGACUCGAGGCGCCUCACCGACAAGCUUUGCCGCCUAGAGGAAGACAAUCGACGGCUCGAAGCUGUGGUAUCACGCUUGGGGGGGCAAGACGCUCGGCGCCUCAAAGCUCAGUUAUUUUCGCUGCUAGCUUCGCCUUCGAUGGGACAGCUUGGAGAAGGCAAUCCCUCGACCCAGCUGAGCCCAGCCUGA